UCUCAGAAGCAGGCGAAUAUGCCGAUGGGCUCGCCCCGCAGCUGUUGCCGCUGCUGUGACACAGGCUGUCAUGGCGCGGGCAGGCGCAAGUUCAAUCUGAUAGCGCGAGAACUCGCGUGGCUCUCUUUUUCCCCAGAUUCUAUAAUCGGAGCCGGAUGGUAAGUUGUUGAAAGCCGGCCUUGCACCCCUUCCUGUUGCCACAGCCAGCGACAUCGAGAAACAGACUGGCCAAGACGAGAAGAGAUGGCGACGGGUGAGCGCAUCACAGUGACGUACGCGAAAACGCCCUCGGGGCCCCUGAAGCUGGACCUGUACGCCUACGUGCCCAAGCUGGACCUGGCCGAUCCUUCGCCGACGUUUUCCGAUGACCUCCGCCUGCCCUUUUUCCUCUAUCUACACGCUGGCCACUUCUUUACCGGGUCCAGGAGGGACUUGCCGCCCUGGCUGGCUAGCCUGGCGAGAAGCAUGGGCAUGCCCCUUGUCUGCGCAGACUAUCGAUUGGCCCCGCACGUUGGUCCAUCGGACGCAUACAGGGACCUGGAGGCCUGCUGGAGUUUCAUCGUAGACGAGCUCAACUGGGUCGUAGCAGCUGCGGGCAACGGGGCUGAGGUGCAGUCGGGCACGAAGAUGCUCGAAGACGACUUUGAGGAGCUUCAAAGACGAGGUGGCUUGGACCCCCAGCGUUGCGUGCUGGUGGGUCUGGGCGCAGGUGGCUACCUGGCUGCAAGAGGGUGAGCUCGGCCUUUCCGCCUGGAAGAGGGCACUGGCAUCUUACCCUUCCUAUCUCU
This is a messenger RNA of Acaromyces ingoldii, 788 nucleotides long. RefSeq lists its product as hypothetical. The record is from RefSeq and is a predicted model, not a curated record. Gene Ontology annotation, molecular function: hydrolase activity. Lineage: Eukaryota; Fungi; Basidiomycota; Exobasidiomycetes; Exobasidiales; Cryptobasidiaceae. The coding region runs from base 244 to 735 and encodes 163 amino acids. The transcript has a single exon.